Molecule: messenger RNA, 2015 nt
Organism: Echinops telfairi (small Madagascar hedgehog)
Lineage: Eukaryota; Metazoa; Chordata; Mammalia; Afrosoricida; Tenrecidae
Gene: SLC52A3
Product: solute carrier family 52 member 3
Exons: 6
Coding region: 130-1539 (469 amino acids)
Biological process (GO): riboflavin transport
Cellular component (GO): plasma membrane
Molecular function (GO): riboflavin transmembrane transporter activity
Source: RefSeq, a predicted model, not a curated record
CCAGAGGACACAGCUUCAGAUGAGUGUGCUCUCCAGGUUGUGAGCGGACUGGACAGAGAACAUGCGCUCAGCCCUUGGCAGAGAACCUGCACAGGCUGGCCCGAGGGUCCAUCCAAGGCAACCGGCACCAUGACCUUCCUUGUCCACCUGCUGGUCUGCAUCUUUGCCACGGGCUCCUGGGUGACCAUCAAUGGGCUCUGGGUAGAGCUGCCCCUGCUGGUGACGGAGCUGCCUGAGGGCUGGUCCCUGCCAUCCCACCUCACAGUGAUCAUCCAGCUGGCCAAUGUCGGCCCCCUCCUGGUCACCCUGCUCCAUCACUUCCGGCCUAGCUGCCUUCCUGAGGUGCCUGUCAUCUUUGCCCUGCUGUGUAUUGGGACUGUAACCUGCACCCUCUUUGCUUUCCUCUGGAACAUGACUACCUGGGUGCUGGGCAACCAACACAGCAUCGCCUUCAUGGUGCUCACCUUCUUCCUGGCCCUGGUAGACUGCACAUCUUCAGUCACCUUCCUGCCCUUCAUGAGCCACCUGCCUGCUCGCUACCUCACCACCUUCUUUGUGGGUGAAGGAUUCAGCGGCCUCCUGCCUGCCCUGGUGGCUCUUGCUCAGGGCUCUGGUCUCACCACCUGCGUCAACGUCACGAUUACACCAGACACCACCCCAAGCCCUGGGGCCAACAGGACGACUGGCAUCACACAGAGAGCCAGCAGCACCCUGGUGUCUGACCUCACGGGGACGGCAGCCUCCUCCACACGCCUAGAGAGCCGCUCCCUCCCGGCCCACUUUCCGCCCUGGACCUUCUUCUUCCUGCUCUCCUGCAUGAUGGCCUGCUGCCUGCUGGCCUUCUUCUUCCUCCGGCGCCGCCUCCACCACUGGGAGGCCUCCACGGAAGACCUCCUCAGCUCCCAGAUCAGCCUCCCCACCUUCCCGCAGCAGGACAAGCAGGACCUGGGUCUCCAGGGCCCAGAGGACGGCAUCAAGGCCCAGAGGCCUCCGGAGGAGGAGAGGGCCUCCCUCCGCCUGCCCCAGCUCUCUGCCAUCUACUUUCUGGUGGGCUUUGUGAACGCGCUCACCAAUGGCGUGCUGCCGUCAGUGCAGACCUACUCCUGCCUGUCCUACGGGCCGGUCGCCUACCACCUGGCUGCCACCCUGGGCUCCAUGGCCAACCCUCUCGCCUGCUUUGUCGCCAUGUUCCUGCCCAGGAGGUCUCUGCUGUUCCUGGGGGCCCUCUCGGUGCUCGGGACCGGGUUUGGGGCCUACAACAUGGCCAUGGCUGUGAUGAGCCCUUGCCCCCUCCUGCAGGGCCACUGGGCCGGUCAGGCCCUCAUUGUGGCUUCCUGGGUGCUCUUCUCGGGUUGUCUGAGCUACGUCAAGGCAAUGCUGGGCGUGGUCCUGCGGGAGCACAACGACCGGGCGCUCCUGUGGUGCGGGGUGGCUGUGCAGCUGGGCUCGCUGGUGGGAGCGGUGCUCAUGUUCCCGCUGGUCAACGUGGUGCGGCUCUUCUCCUCCGCUGACUUCUGCAGCCUCCAAUGCGCCUCGUAGGCCAGCUGGGGGCACACGCACCCGCCGCGACAACGCACCAAGCUCACCCCGUCGUUAGCACCUGGCACCCGAUACCCAGCGCGGCAAGGGCUAUGCCCGAGGACACAGGGCAGAGGGGAGGGGAGUGGAGAGGCAGGGCCAUUUGGCACCGAGGGGAUACAGCAGGUCUCCCAGGCAGCGGGCCUGAAGAGGCAAAGCGCGGCCCUACCCAACUCGAUGCCGCCCCUGCAGCCCGCCUGCCUGCCCGCCCUUCGCUGCCUGCCUCCUGGUUGAUUUGAAGCAUCGGCGGUGGGAGUCCUGCCCCAGGAGAAAGCAGGUUGGCAGGGGGACACCGUGAGAGCUGGCCCUCUCCAGCUGGGGGUGACUUUGAGGAAGCCACUUCACUUCUCUGUCAGUCCGCUUCCGCGUCUGGAAAAUGGUGUUAUAAUAAACAGUACCUCUCUCCCAGGCUUGCUGCAGGGGUGAGAGAGCGUUCC